UCGCGUCUGGACUCUGCCAGUGCUACCAAAUCUUCCGGGGUCUGGAGGAGUCUCUUGCGACGAAGUUCCAGAACUUCAAAUGUCGCUGUCCCGCGUUCUUUUACUAUGUGCUUGGAACAGUUUGCUAACAAGUCUUAGGACCAAAUUUCAAAGGAAGAAGAAGGAUCAUGUGUAAGUUACUGCUUUCUCGAUCUCAUAGAUCACUUAAUAUCGCCAAGAAAUACUUUUCCGAUGCACGACCUCACUUCGAAGAUUCGGAGAUUAAGAUGGAUUAGCGGAACUUCAUCUGCAAAUGUGUACGAGGCUGUAUAUUCUACCGCCACAACCUCUAAACAGGUCGCUGUGAAGUCGUUGAGAAUAGAGAAUUUUGGAAACAUGGGGUCCAAAGGCCAGGAGUUAUUAAUCCGAGCUACUACCUGGAUGGCUUUGCAACACGAUAAUAUUCUUACUCCAAUAGGAUUUGCUGAUGGAUUUGGACCACUUCCAUCGAUUGUGUACGAUUGGAUGCCGGGCGGGACAUUGUCCUCGUACCUCGAAGAAAACUCUGACAGUCUAAGUAUUCUGCAAAGGUUUUACCUGAUCAAGCAAAUAGCGGCUGGACUCUGUUACCUGCACUACAAGAAUGUCAUUCAUGGCAAUCUACAUGGAAACAACGUCUUGAUUGAUGCCAUGGGUGUUGCAUAUCUUGCAGAUUACGAUGUCAGUGCGGUACACCGAGGGCAACAUAUUCCCCCAUCUGUGAGAUGGGCAGCGCCAGAACGCUUCGACAGCCAAAACAUGGUCACGCCCACGACCAAGAGUGAUAUUUACUCUCUUGGAAGUGUCAUAUAUCAGAUCCUCACUGGCCGCGAGCCCUAUUAUGAGGUCAGAAGCAAAUCCAAGGUUUCCAUCGAAAUAUUGAACGGAAAUAAACCCUCGCGACCGCAUGAUAUUCACAUCGCGGAUCAUCACUGGUUAUUCAUGCAAAGAUGCUGGUCCGUCCCAGAAAACCGCCCAUCUGCCGCUGAAGUGCUACACUUUUCUCAGAUAGAAGUAGAGCUCCUCAUCACAUAGGCCUAUGUCAGGAACUCGCGUCUACCUGCUCAUCCCUUUACUUGUACUCUUGCACUCAUCUCUAAAUUCUUAUUACUACGGACUUCAUGGGGUCAUGGCCACCGGCGUUGUUUCUCUGACAGCACGGGGCCCCAUUAUUCUGGAUAUCGUACAUGUCACAUUUUAUCAGUUUUUCGUAGAUAUGUAUGAUUCGAGAAUCUUUCGGCACCCAUAACUAUCCGUAUCAAUUUUAUGCCUCCCUCUGUUCUUCGUUAAUCGCGCAAAAAGCGAGCGCUCUGCUCGCUCUAUAUCUACACCAGGGUGAACAAUGUUUCGAAAACAUACAAUCAGUACGAAAUCCCAGUGAAAAUCGACAAGAAACAGGCAGGUACGUGUCGAUAU
Suillus subaureus is the source of this 1434-nucleotide messenger RNA. Its product is annotated as kinase-like domain-containing protein. Gene Ontology annotation, molecular function: protein kinase activity; ATP binding. The transcript is spliced from 7 exons. Lineage: Eukaryota; Fungi; Basidiomycota; Agaricomycetes; Boletales; Suillaceae. The record is from RefSeq and is a predicted model, not a curated record. Gene Ontology annotation, biological process: protein phosphorylation. Bases 232 to 1053 code for a protein of 273 amino acids.